AUGACGCAAGACCAGGAACGAGAGUUGUUCCAGCGGGUGCAACGAGGAACUCCACUUACUCCUGCAGAGCGAGCGCAAGCCAAGAGCGGUCCAUGGCAAAACCUUGCGAGGAGCUUCCAAAGGGACUUUCCGCGCGUUGCGAAAUUGAGCGACUGUACCCGUGGUCGCGGCUAUGACAAAUUCAUCUCGUCCUUCGCUCAAAUUAUCGAAGGCCAGAAGGUAACCGCCGAAGGGAGAAACUCCGAGGUAGCUUUUCGAGGAACAGGCAAUUGGGCAGAGAGAUACUUUGUGACGGAUCUUCACGACCACCCUUGCAACCCAGAGCAAGAAGCACGCCUCAAGAAAGUCUUCGAUCGUUUCGACGAGCUCAUCUGCCUCCAUCCUCGUACAUUCGCCAACGAUGGCCUCGACACGACUAUUGCUCUAGCACCUGUCGAAUUUAUUGCUGCUGCCUAUCUUGUCAGCCGAUACAGCGAUCGUAGCAACGCGGCGAUGGAGAAGGCAAUCCGAGCCAUGAGACGCAAACCCGGAACUGGCACAGCGGAGAGUUCGUCAAUUGUUCGGCUUGGAGUAAGGAGAAGGCGACGUGAGGGACGCAGCACGCAAGAGGCUCGCCACCUGCGCUGUGCGAUGUUUGCCAAGUCGUGA
Zymoseptoria tritici IPO323 is the source of this 648-nucleotide messenger RNA. RefSeq lists its product as uncharacterized. The transcript has 3 exons. The record is from RefSeq and is a predicted model, not a curated record. The coding region runs from base 1 to 648 and encodes 215 amino acids. Lineage: Eukaryota; Fungi; Ascomycota; Dothideomycetes; Mycosphaerellales; Mycosphaerellaceae.